Messenger RNA from Pseudogymnoascus destructans, 3198 nucleotides. RefSeq lists its product as uncharacterized. The coding region runs from base 569 to 2329 and encodes 586 amino acids. Gene Ontology annotation, biological process: regulation of transcription by RNA polymerase II; cell differentiation. Gene Ontology annotation, molecular function: RNA polymerase II cis-regulatory region sequence-specific DNA binding; DNA-binding transcription factor activity, RNA polymerase II-specific. The transcript has 3 exons. The record is from RefSeq and is a predicted model, not a curated record. NCBI's taxonomy places the organism in Eukaryota, Fungi, Ascomycota, Leotiomycetes, Thelebolales, Thelebolaceae.
CUCUUCCUCCUCCUCUCCUCCUCCUCCUCUCCUCCUCCUCCUCUCCUUGACACUCCCAUCAUCGUCGCCUUCACGUCGUCGCUGCUGCUGAACGAAAAAUCUUCUUUUCCUCCUCGUCCUUCUAUUUUCUUUUCAUCGUUCAGCCAUUACGGAUACCUGUCACUCCUUUCAGGUCCGAUACUUUCAUUCGGCUCAACAACCAGCUAUUACAAUCUCGACUUCACACUCAUUUUCUGACCAACGACACCCACCGAUCUUCAUCCAACGCUAGUCCAACAACAACACGACAACCCCGCGCCUCGAGCACCAUACUCUCUAUUUCCUGCCAGUUACAGCGAACCAUUAUAUACCGAGUCAACACGCUCCUCUCAUUCUCGACGUUCCUCACACACGAACCCGCCCGACCAGAUCUCUCCAUCGACACACCGCCGCUCUCCGAACUUCGGCAAGUCUUCGACCACGGCAACCACCGCAACACGAACCCGAGAGUGACCCGUAACCCUUUGUUUACCUGGCAGGCUGCGUCCACGACCGGGCCACCACCCGCUUCCCGGCGAGCUCAGACACCAUGUCCGAACAUGGGGACAACGAGCCGAAAAAGAUGGCCACGCCGUCCCCGUCUCCCUCCGCCUCGGCCACAACCAGCAACUCUGCCUCGCGACGCCCGCCGCGGAAGAGCACCCUGACGCAGCAGCAGAAGAACCAGAAGAGACAGCGCGCGACCCAGGACCAGCUGGCCACACUCGAGCAGGAGUUCCUCAAGAACCCGACGCCGACUGCGUCGGUGAGGGAACGGAUCGCGGAUGAAAUCAACAUGACGGAGCGCUCGGUGCAGAUUUGGUUCCAGAACAGACGUGCCAAGAUCAAGUUGCUGGCUAAGAAGGGCAUUGAGGGCGGUGAGGAUAUCGAUAACAUUCCAGAAGGCAUGCGUCAGUACCUUGGCCUACAAACUAUGGAGUCUGGCAGGCCUAUGGGCGCAAACUUCAUGGGGCGCGACGGACUUGUGUCUUAUCGCGCAGGAGGCAUGAUGGGUGCUGACCAGGGCCCCCAGGGCAAAGUUCUCAUCCACCAUUUCCACUGUAGGUCCCUGCAGAUUGGAACCUGGAAACGAAUUGGCCAAACUAUGAUGGACCUUAUCAUUUUCUACUCGCCCAAGAAGGAGUGCAUGACGUACUAUAUCAACAACGACCAGGCUGGCUACAAGAUCGAAUACCCUUUCGCAUACAUCAAGAACAUAUACCUGGAAAAUGGCGAUAUUGACGGAGGAAGUCAAGGGGGACUAGUCGUGGAGCUUAACCGGCCCCCGAUGUUUUUCAUGGAUUGUUCUGGAUCAGGCGGGUUUGUUGAUGUUGGGGAUUUCACAGAGGAGCACCAAGCGUCGCAAGUUUUAAUACACAGGCUUGGAGGACACCCGAAGGUCCUGAGUGGACAACUAGCUAAGCUUGCCAACCUGGAUUCAUUCAUCAACCGUCACAACCCAUUCGAGUCUCAGCACCAGUUGGCCGUUUCGGCGCCCAACUCUCCAAUCGGACACCGCCCCGCAUCCCAACCAAACUACAACGCGCAGGCACACGUCGGCAUGUUCCAGGAGCAAUGGGGUAUUGGCGUCCACCCCGGCGCACGCGGACCAGGUCACAAACGCCAAAGGAGUAGAUCCGUACCGACGGCCAUCGACUUCUCCAUGUUCAGCGCGCCUAUGCCGUCUUUCCUCAUCCAGCACCCCGGCGAGCAUCAAACGCACCACAGCCCCAACAUCUUCGCGCCUGUCCCGCAACAGCCAAACAACCUUACCCCGAUGGGCUCGAACUUACGGAUCGAUACUUCGACGGGUUACGGCAUGGAUUUCAGACAAUACCCCAUGUCCGCCGCCACGACGACCCCGCCAUCCGACUACGCAAGCCCCUCCUUCUACUCCCAAGGUCCCGAGACCGGCCCACUCCAGGCAUCCAGCUACAAUACUCCCUACACCGUCCCCUUCCUCUCCCCCAUGGUCGACCCCUCCUCCAUAGUCCCCCCCUCGGUCUCACCCCUCUCCUUCAUGAGCCACGGCGACCCCGCUAUCGUCGACCAAUCCCCGCCACUCUCCAUGAUGCACCGCUCCGGUUCCGCCGACGCCUACAACAUGAACCACGCCAGCCUCUCCGACGACGGCUCCGGGCUCAACGAGAUGUACUCCAAACACUCCCUCACCCUGCCCAUGCACCAGAACUCCCCGUCACCCGCAUACCUCGAGCAAUCGCAGGCAGACAUGGAGAUGAACCAGCUUGUCGAGUUCGAACCCAUAGACCCGGCAGGCCUAUCCCCCGAACCGAACUCGGGACACAGAUGAUGCCUUAUGACACCCCACUGACGGCCUUGGUUUCGCGGGUUCCUACGACGCGGUGUUUUUCAUUCUUGGGAUCGGAGUGCGUAAGAUUGGAACGGGAAACAACGGGGAGCGGAUUUUCGUUGGCGUUUUGAAACGUUGGGUUUGUUUGGAAUUUGGGUUUUUAAUGGGGCGGGUUGUCGGGGAUCUGGGGAUUCAGCUAAGGGCUGUUGAUAACUCGUGUUUUUUUGCUUUUACGGCCGAUGUUGUUUUUUUGCUGCGUUUUGUGAGGGUUAUUGUGUUCCCCCACUCACGUCGCUACCUAUCUACCCCUUUUUUUGUUCUGUCUGGCACAGCGAUUUAUUCAUCAUAUCAUAAUUCGUCCUUUAUUUUUUGUCUCAAAAACCCUACUCACCAAUAUCUUACUUCUUGCGGUACGGAAAUCUUCGAGCUUUACGUUUUUGUUUUGCCUUUUUUGACAACCUUUUUUUGUUCCCUUUGUUCAACACUAGUUUCUUGCGAGUUGCGCGUUUUUUUGAUGGCAUUGUUCAGUUUUUGAGGCAGUGCAGUGCAGUUGUGCAGUCUUCGAGCAAUACGCGGAGAGAGAGCAUUUAUAUAUACCCUUUCUGUAUGGAAGACCGCGGGGAUGGGAGUGGUGGUGGAUGAUUAUGAAGUUGGCGAAGUGGAGGAAGUGAUCAACCACUUAGAGAGAGAGCGGGGGAAGGGAGAGCUGGGACCGCAAGGGCCCCGCGGCGGACGGGCAAACGGCGGUGAAUAAACUGCCGGCUGCCACGUCCGUUGCUACCCCCUGUGGUGCCCAGGCUAUUAACCUGGAUGGGGGAUCUUUUAUCUUUGAAACAAACUUUUUUUUGUUCCCUUUUUUUUUUUUCGGG